CCACAUAAUUCGUCAGGAAAUCGAUCUCGUCCUCGGCGCUCUCGCCCCGCGACGCGGGCGCCCUAGUGCUCCUCCUCCCUGCCUCCCUCGGACGAUGAGGCCCUCCUCAUCGCCGACGAGGUGAGCGCGAGAUCCCUCCUCCCCCCGCUCGCUUCAGCGGCCUCAUGGUCGUCCCCUGCCGCCGCCGCCGCCCUCUCUGUCAAGCUCGCAUUUUUCGAUCACUGUUGUUGCGCCGUCGCGCAGCGCCGCGCCCAGGCCGGUGCCCGUCGGGUGCUAGGAGUCCUCAACCGCGCAGCCGAUUCAGCUCCUCCCCGAUUCGAUAUGGAGUGCAACAGAGAUGACGCAGCGCGAUCAAAGGAUAUUGCUGAAAGGAAGUUCAGGGAGAAUGAUCUUGCAGGUGCAAAGAAGUUUGCCCUGAAAGCAAGGGCCCUCUUUAAGCCUCUUGAGGGCAUUGAUCAGAUGAUUGUAGCCUUGGAUGUCCACAUAAGGGCACAGAAAAAGAUUGGAGGGGAAAAUGACUGGUAUGACCUCUUAGAAGUAUCACCCUUGGCUGAUGAGGAGGAAAUCAAGAAGCGAUACAAGAAGCUGGCCUUCCAAACUCAUCCUGACAAGAACAGGUCUAUUUGUGCUGAAGCCGCAUUUAACCUCAUCUCAGAUGCUUGGAGUGUGUUGUCAGAUACUGCCAAGAGGAUGGUGUAUGACCGGAAGAGGUGUAUGUGCGGCCUACAGAAUAAUAACAAAGCAAGUGCCCGUAACACUUCCAAUUCCUCCACAUCAAGUGUGAAUGGUUUCUGCGACAAACCUAGAAAGAUGGCGCCCCACCAAGUGCCAGACACAUUCUGGACAAACUGUGGUUCAUGUUUAAAUACCUUUCAGUACUCCAGGGAAUAUGUCAACCAGCUUCUGAGGUGUACUACUUGUUAUGAUGUGUUUCUUGCUGUUGAAGUUCCACAUCCAACUUCAAGUACUAAGAUGUACCCUACUGGGCCAACACCAAUGGCUACUAAUAACAACAUUGGUGGCAAUACAGUUCCUGGCAUGGCAACACCAGUACAGGAAGGAGUUUCAUGUGGCAACCAGAAUGGCUAUCCAGCAGUGCUCAAAUCUACAACAUGCGCAAAUAGUACUCGAUAUACUGUCCAAGAGGAUGCAGGUGAGGCUAAUACAGCUGUAAAUGAAGAAGCGGAUUCCAGAAAGAUUAUGCAGGAUGUAAGGAAACAUGCACAUGCAGUCUCUUCUGUCAAACGAGCAAAUGCAAAAACAAGGGAACAUGAAGCAGCUAAGAGAAAGCGUGUCAAUAGUGGCAAGAAAGCAACCUGGCAGUCAGCAAGCUCUUGCCCUGAUGGCGAUGGAUGCAAACCGAUGCGCCCAGCAAAAAGAAGGCCUCGAUCUACAGCUGAAACAUCAGGUGCCAAGAAACGCAAAGUGUCUUCUGUUGAUCUUAACUGUGAAUCCUCUGGUGAUGCUGGAGGGACCAGCUUUGGCAGAGUACUCAUGCAGUUAGAUGUCCGUAGCAUCCUAAUUGAAAGUGGGAAAUUACAUAUUCAGAAGAAAUUGCAGGAGUUCAACAACAAGAAGGCCAAUGUGAAAAGUAAAGAAAAGAUGCAGAAUAGCAAGAAAAGCAGCACAAAAAGUGUCUGCAACACAGCAAUUGGAGUCAAUAAAAUUGAGAUGAAACCAAGCAUCAAUUCAGUUGAUCCUAAAGACGAUGAUGUCAUGAAGUUGGUUAGCAAAAGAGUUGAUUCAGAAGAAAAGCAGAGGGAGAAGUGCAGUAAACAUGUUGGUUUAGAAGAAAAAUUGAAGACAUGGCAGUGGAGGUCACGUGAAGUGCGUAUAGUAUAUACAAGGAGAAACCGCAAGGCACACAAGAAAGGACUAGGAGAUGGUGCAACUGGUUCUAAUCCAGCAACAGAGCACCAUGUGGUUGACAAAUAUGGCUGUUUGGACCAGGAAUCAACUCCUGAUAAAGGCUCUGGUGAAAUGUCUGUUCCUGAUGCAGAUUUCUUCAAUUUCGGUGAUUAUUCUGAAAGUUCUUUUCAAAGUGAUCAAGUAUGGGCCAUGUAUGAUGAAGAAGAUGGUAUGCCUCGCUACUACGCCUUGAUUAGAAAAGUUCUCUCUGCUCGUCCUUUUAAAGCUAGGCUGGCCUACCUCAAAGCAAAUGACUGCAAUGAAUUUGGAUCUUCCAAUUGGAUCUCAUAUGGAUACUCCAAGACUUGUGGUGAGUUCAAGGUUGGUGCAUCCAAAGGUAUUGACCAAGUUAAUAUGUUCUCACAUAAGGUCAAGUGUGAGAAAGGUCCAGGUGGCAUCAUAAGAAUUUUCCCCCAAAAAGGUGAUAUCUGGGCUCUUUAUCAGAACUGGUCCCCUGACUGGAAUGAAUUUACACCUGAUGAUACAAUGUACAAGUAUGAACUGGUAAAGGUCAUUGAUAGCUACAACCCAGACGAAGGAAUUUCUGUAAUUCCUAUUAUGAAAGUUCCUGGGUUUGUGUCAGUGUUUAAGCCCUUUUAUGACUCAACAAAAGGCCGGAGGAUUCCAAAGGAGGAGAUGCUACGAUUUUCACAUCAAGUGCCAUUCCAUGUUCUUACCGGAGAAGAAGCGCCUAAUGCUCCCAAGGGAUGCUAUGAACUGGAUCCAGGCUCAACUCCACAGGAACUUCUUCAAGUGGUUCCGCCGUCUGGCCAUGCUAAAUAACUUUGCACUUGAAGCUGGUGCUUGGUCUGUAUUUUGGUUUUGUGUUAGAAACUGUUCUUCUUUAAACCUGUCAUCAGUUAGGUCAUGCUUGUGUCUGUUGAACUGUACAUUAUAUACCCCAGUUUGUGCUGAUGUAGCAGCUUCCUGUCAAGAGUUUGCAGACCCAAAAUGUUCUCGUUCUCGAUGCUUUUGCAUCAGAGCUGAAGAAAUACAUGACAAAUAUGCCUUCUGCACA
Messenger RNA from Setaria italica (foxtail millet), 2926 nucleotides. RefSeq lists its product as uncharacterized. Bases 322 to 2691 code for a protein of 789 amino acids. The transcript is spliced from 2 exons. The record is from RefSeq and is a predicted model, not a curated record. Lineage: Eukaryota; Viridiplantae; Streptophyta; Magnoliopsida; Poales; Poaceae.